This is a messenger RNA of Peromyscus maniculatus bairdii (prairie deer mouse), 3174 nucleotides long. The record is from RefSeq and is a predicted model, not a curated record. NCBI's taxonomy places the organism in Eukaryota, Metazoa, Chordata, Mammalia, Rodentia, Cricetidae.
GUCACGUGUCCCACUGUUCAGCGUUUAUGACCCAGGCAAAGCACAUCAUACAUGUGGUCCUGUAGGUGUCUGAAAGGCCCCUGGGGCCUCGGGGUAGGAGGAGUUUGGGAGGGACAUGACAAUUUACAGAUAGGCCCAUUCUAGGACCCAGAACGGCUAAAGAUAGAAUGUGGCGGGGCAGUCCUGUGUGGGGAGGCUCAGCAUAAGCCAUGACGGUGAGGCUGGGGUGGGUAUAUUGGGAUGGCAGCCUGGGAUGGUAGCAUAUAAGGUCUUGUUUGUUCCUGAAGUUUGGAAGACUGGCUGUGAUAGAAGGGGGUCCUCUCCAGCCUCCUAAGGGCAGAAUGAUUUAAUCUCGCAGACCUCAAGAGAACGUGAUGAACCCACCAUGUCUAGCCUUCUGGGAAGGCCCCCCUCUUCUUUCCUGCUUUUUUCUGCUGAGCCUCCUGGGUCUGGGAUCCCUCAGUAUGGGGGCUCUAAUGCAGAGCUCAGCCUUUCCAUAAGCUGAGACAGGCCCAGGAGGACAGAACUCUGCCUCCUUAUCGCCCCCUGCCCAGCUCUUCUCAGCGAUGCAGACUGGCCUCUACUCUGCUUCUUGGGAACCUGAAAGGUAGGGUUUUUCCACACCCUUCUGCCAAGGGGCUCCCUGAAGCCAGAACUCAUGUAGUCACACACAGGGUAAAUACACCACUUUUCUCUCUGUCUCAGGUCCAUGACUGACCAAGUGUGGCCACCCAUCUUCUAAGUAGAGGGGCCAGGAGGCUCUCGUAGCUGUGGGGCCCCAAAGUCCAGUGUGGCCUGGAGGGUGUGUGACCUCUCCAUCCCAGUCUCCAUCGAGGACAUUCAGGAGGUACGGAUGGGGCACCGCACCGAAGGCCUGGAGAAGUUUGCCCGCGACAUACCUGAGGACCGCUGCUUCUCCAUCGUCUUCAAGGACCAGCGCAACACACUAGACCUCAUCGCCCCGUCGUCAGCUGACGCCCAGCACUGGGUGCAGGGCCUGGGCAAGGUCAUCCAUCACUCCGGCUCCAUGAACCAGCGGCAGAAGCUGCAGCACUGGAUUCACUCCUGCCUGCGAAAGGCUGAUAAAAACAAGGACAACAAGAUGAACUUCAAGGAGCUGAAGGACUUCCUGAAGGAACUCAACAUACAGGUGGACGACAGCUAUGCCAGGAAGAUCUUCAGGGAAUGUGACCACUCCCAGACAGACUCGCUGGAGGAUGAGGAGAUCGAGACCUUCUACAAGAUGCUGACCAAGCGGGCAGAGAUCGACCGCGUCUUUGCAGAGGCUGCGGGAUCCUCGGAGACCCUGUCAGUGGAGAAGCUAGUCACGUUUCUGCAGCAUCAGCAGCGGGAGGAGGCGGCAGGGCCAGCACUGGCCCUCUCCCUCAUUGAGCGCUACGAGCCCAGUGAGACUGCCAAGGCACAGCGGCAGAUGACCAAGGAUGGCUUCCUCAUGUACUUGCUCUCUGCCGAUGGCAGCGCCUUCAGCCUGGCCCACCGCCGUGUCUACCAGGACAUGGACCAGCCACUCAGCCACUACCUAGUGUCCUCUUCCCACAACACCUACCUGCUGGAAGAUCAGCUCACAGGGCCCAGCAGCACAGAGGCCUACAUCCGGGCUCUGUGCAAAGGCUGCCGCUGCCUGGAACUGGACUGCUGGGACGGUCCCGGUCAGGAACCCGUCAUCUACCACGGCUACACUUUUACAUCUAAGAUCCUCUUCUGCGACGUGCUCAGGGCCAUCCGGGACUAUGCCUUCAAGGCGUCCCCCUACCCAGUCAUCCUGUCCCUGGAGAACCACUGCAGCCUGGAGCAGCAGAGAGUGAUGGCCCGUCACCUGAAGGCCAUCCUGGGGCCCCUGCUGCUGGACCGGCCUCUGGAGGGGGUUACCACGAGCCUGCCUUCCCCCGAGCAACUGAGGGGCAAGAUCCUGCUGAAAGGGAAGAAGUUUGGAGGGCUGCUGCCUGCGGGAGGGGAAGACGGGCCUGAGGCCACUGAUGUGUCUGACGAAGACGAGGCCGCUGAAAUGGAGGACGAGGCUGUUCGGAGCCAAGUGCAGCAGAAGCCCAAGGAGGAUAAGCUGAAGCUGGUGCCGGAGCUCUCCGACCUGGUCAUUUACUGCAAGAGUGUCCACUUCGGGGGCUUCUCCAAUCCUAGCACCUCCGAGCAGGCAUUCUAUGAGAUGGCUUCCUUCUCCGAGAACCGUGCCCUCCGGCUGCUGCAAGAAUCAGGAAACAGUUUUGUCCGCCAUAACGUGAACCACCUGAGCAGGAUCUAUCCAGCUGGGAGAAGAACAGAUUCCUCCAACUACAGUCCCGUGGAGAUGUGGAAUGGGGGCUGUCAAAUUGUGGCUCUGAACUUCCAAACCCCUGGGCCGGAAAUGGAUGUCUACCUGGGCCGCUUCCAGGACAAUGGAGCCUGUGGGUAUGUGCUGAAACCUGCCUUCCUGAGAGACCCCAACACCACCUUCAGCUCACGUGCCCUGACUCAGGGGCCCUGGUGGGCUCGGAAGAGGCUCCGUGUCCGGAUCAUCUCUGGACAGCAGCUACCAAAAGUCAACAAGAGUAAGAAUUCAAUCGUGGACCCCAAGGUGAUAGUGGAGAUCCACGGUGUGGCCCGGGACGUGGCCAGCCAUCAGACCACAGUUAUUACUAAUAAUGGUUUCAACCCGUGGUGGGACACAGAGUUUGAGUUUGAGGUAGCAGUGCCCGACCUUGCCCUCGUACGCUUCGUAGUGGAGGACUAUGAUGCCUCCUCUAAGAAUGACUUCAUUGGCCAGAGUACUAUCCCCUGGAACAGCCUCAAGCAGGGGUACCGCCACAUCCACCUCUUGUCUAAGAACGGAGACCAUCAUCCAUCAGCCACGCUCUUUGUGAAGAUCUCCAUCCAGGACUAAACCUGGAGACUGGGUGAGGUCCACCCUGACUGGGCCCAGCUGGAUCCACACCUCGGGCAAGACUGGCAUUGUCGCACCGACUUCCGGUGCAGAGCUUGAGGCCCUGACCUGCCUUCAUGGAGCUCUAACACAUCACCUGUGCUUCUGCCUCUCAGGGGACCCAAGAGCGGUCCAGUGCCCGGAGUGGUCCACACUUCCGUUAGGAGGAACACUGAAGCCCUCUCCAUACCCUCUAGCUGUCUUUAGGUUGUGAGUUUUUAUAAAAGUCACCAGGUAAA